AUGGGCAACGCCGUUCCUCUCAUAACCAAGAGGCACGAUUCGUUGUGGCUGAAUCACCCGAAAUUCGUCGGUUCGUUUGUAGAGGGAAGAGAAGUGUUUUUCUUCUUCCGAGAAGUUUCCGAAGAAAACUGCGAGAAGAUUUACCGUUCGCGAAUCGCCCGCGUUUGCACCGACGACAAGGGAGGCAGAACGAUACUGGACUCCAGUUGGACGACUUUUCUGAAGGCGCGACUCGACAGUUCGUUCCGAGGGGAAUUUCCGUUUCGCUUCAACUACCUGCAGGACGUCGUGCGGACCGUCCGCGGAGGAAAGGUCAUCUACUACGCAGUUUUCACGACGAAGGAACACGAAAUACCCGCCUCGGCCAUCUGCCGUUUUGGCCUCGACGACAUAAGGGACAACAUCGAAAGAGGUCCGUUCUUGCGACCAACGGCGCCUUGGGGACGCAUCCCGGAUGAGGACGUUCCGGACAACAGACCGGGCGAUUGUUCGGUCGACUCGACUCUACUUUCGUACGAAGAUCUGAAUUUCGUGAAAUCGCACCCGUCGCUGUACGAACCGGUCGGAAGUGGGGACCCGCUCUUUACGCUCGUUCGACAAAACUACAGGUUGAAGACGUUGACCGUGACUGAGACCGGUAACCGUACGGUCGUUUUCGUCGGAACGGACGACGGUCGAGUCUUGAAAUUGGUGCUGUCGGAAAAUCAGGCCGUCCUUCUGUACGUCAUGCGCGCGACAGAGCAACCGAUCACGAACGCCGGCUUGAAUGGUAAAUUUUUGUACGUAACCUCUACCGAUCGACUUUACGAAAUCCCUCUUCUACGGCAUUGCCGACUCCUGAACGAUCGCACACGCAAGCAAGAUCCGCAUUGCAGUUUAAUGUCGACGCACUCCGGCGUCGAGUUGGAACCAAGACCGUCGGAGCACGUGCAGACAGUGGAAAAGACGAACGCGGACGUCGAGUUGGAACCAAGACCGUCGGAGCACGUGCCGAACGUGAAGGCCACGAACGCCGACUUGGAGUUGGACCCAAGGCGUUCGGAGCACUUGCCGAACGUGCAGGCGAAGAACGCCUCUCUGGACUCGCCGUCGACGGAUCACAUCAGUCUCGUCGCAUUCGCAGCAAUAGGGUGGACACUUUGUAUAGUUAAAGCUAUAGGCAUUGUUUGGUUGAUAUUUAAAGUUACUUUGUUGGUACGGUAA
Anneissia japonica is the source of this 1203-nucleotide messenger RNA. RefSeq names its product semaphorin-2A-like. The record is from RefSeq and is a predicted model, not a curated record. Gene Ontology annotation, molecular function: semaphorin receptor binding; chemorepellent activity. Bases 1 to 1203 code for a protein of 400 amino acids. Gene Ontology annotation, biological process: negative regulation of axon extension involved in axon guidance; semaphorin-plexin signaling pathway; negative chemotaxis. The transcript has a single exon. Lineage: Eukaryota; Metazoa; Echinodermata; Crinoidea; Comatulida; Comatulidae.